AUGCCACUUGAGAAGCCUUCUUCUGUCUUCGACCACUUCUCCACAGACAUUCCAAAUCUUGCUUGGUUUUUUUCCAAGGAGAACACCUUCACUCCUCCAUGAUCUUGCAAAUUUGGAUUGAUUGAUCUAGCGGAGAAAUGUGUUCCUACUCAAAGUCAUCAAACGAGUUUGGAACAGGGAAUUCUUGUUAGAAAUCCUUUGCCACGGUUGGCUCAGAUUGAUCUUCCAUGGUAUGACAAGGAAGUAAUGGGCUCCGAAGAUCAAUACCCCCUCUAUGACGUAGCAACCACAAAAGAGGAGGAGCAGGAGCAUGAGAAGGAGAAAGAGCAGGAGGAAGAAGAGGGGACAAGACGCAGAGACCUCCGAGGAACAUUUGAAAUCAAGAGAUUGAGUGAUGAAAAGCUUGAAUAUGGAAUAGAGCCUGAGAAGACGAAUUCGAGAGAGUUCACACUGCCUCACUUCCUCCUCAAUCGUUCGUGUGAGUCAUUAGAAGAAGAAGAAGAGGAGCCCUCCUCCGAUUCUGCAGACUCCACCAUUGUCGAUACUGAAGUUGCUGCAUCCGCCACUUCACCGCCAAUCACACAUCGUCAAUGGUUCAAGGGUUUGCGCAGUCGUCUUCGACGUUUUUUCUUGUGUUGCAAUACAAUCGAAGAGUAUUGA
Rodentolepis nana is the source of this 660-nucleotide messenger RNA. The record is from the annotation of a GenBank genome assembly. Lineage: Eukaryota; Metazoa; Platyhelminthes; Cestoda; Cyclophyllidea; Hymenolepididae.